UCCGGUCACUUGAACCACCACCACCACCCACCACCUCCGCCACUAAUCCGGCCACCCUCAUGCCUUCCAUGAAGAUUUUAUGACGCUCAUGAAUACAUUCAUCAUCAGCACAAGCUUCAUCAUCGCCUUGAAGCUCCCGCGAACCAUGACUGCUGCCCUGUUUUUGAGACGGAGCCCUGUCCGAGUCAAGACUUCCCCUAAGCGUUGAUGUCCGCGAGCUAGAUGGAUCUUCCACGCAUUGAGGUUCCUUGGGCAUCUGAUUUACAGUCUUAAACGCCGGAGCAUCCACCAUAACAGAGUGCAGUUGUGCAUGGCUCAAUCUCAAUCUCUCGGCCUUACUCGUCCUGCUCAAAUCGAGUUCUCCAAGAUCUCUUUUGCCGCAAGGGAGGUCAAUUUGGUGGAGUGGAAAGGAGAUGUACUUGCAGUAGGUGUUACAGAGAAAGACGUGGUUAAAGAUGAAAACUCAAAAUUCCAAAACUCAAUCCUGGAGAAACUUGAUUCCAGUUUGGGUGGUUUGUUGGCUGAAGCUUCCUUAGAGGAAGAUUUCACUGGGAAAGCUGGACAAUCGAUGGUUCUUCGGCUGCCAGGUCUUGGGGCAAAGAGGAUUGGGUUGAUUGGGCUUGGACAGCGCGUAUCAGCUCCAGCUACCUAUCAUAGUCUUGGUGAGACAGUCGCUGUUGCAGCAAAGGCUACUCGGGCAAGUCAUGUUGGCAUUGUGCUUGCUUCUUCCGAGGGGCUUUCUGCUGAUUCAAAGCUUAAGUCUGUUUCAGCAAUAGCAUCCGGAAUGGUGCUGGGGAUUUAUGAAGAUAACAGGUUUAAGUCAGAAACAAAGAAUCCAACUCUCAAAUCUGUGGAUAUUCUUGGUCUUGGAACUGGACCUGAUCUGGAGAAGAAGCUCAAGUACACGGAAGAUGUUUGCUCUGGGAUAAUUUUUGGGAAAGAGCUGGUAAAUGCACCUGCCAAUGUACUCACUCCUGGGGUGCUGGCAGAAGAGGCUUCAAAAAUUGCCUUAAUGUACAGUGAUGUUCUUUCUGCGACAAUUUUGGAUGCUGAGCAAUGCAAGGAAUUGAAAAUGGGCUCCUACCUUGGAGUUGCUGCUGCUUCAGCCAAUCCUCCACGUUUCAUCCAUUUAUGUUACAAACCGCCAAGUGGGCCUGUUAAAACCAAGUUGGCAUUGGUGGGAAAGGGAUUGACUUUUGACAGUGGUGGCUACAACAUCAAGACAGGACCUGGGUGCUUAAUUGAGCUCAUGAAAUUUGAUAUGGGAGGUGCAGCAGCAGUUUUAGGUGCAGCAAAAGCUCUGGGUCAAAUAAAACCUGCUGGAGUAGAGGUUCAUUUUAUUAUUGCAGCUUGUGAGAAUAUGAUUAGUGGAACAGGAAUGAGACCUGGGGACAUUGUGACAGCCUCAAAUGGCAAGACAAUUGAGGUCAACAAUACUGAUGCUGAGGGCAGACUUACACUGGCAGAUGCUUUAGUAUAUGCCUGUAACCAAGGUGUUGAGAAGAUAGUUGACUUAGCAACAUUAACUGGUGCCUGCGUAGUUGCUCUUGGACCCUCAAUUGCAGGUGUCUUUACGCCUAAUGAUGACCUUGCAACGGAGGUGCUUGCAGCUUCUGAGAUCAGUGGCGAAAAACUUUGGAGAAUGCCUUUGGAAGAGAGCUAUUGGGAGUUCAUGAAAUCUGGAGUAGCUGAUAUGGUCAAUACUGGUGGUCGUCAAGGUGGUGCCAUCAAUGCUGCACUUUUCUUGAAACAGUUCGUCGAUGAGAAGGUUCAAUGGAUGCAUAUCGACAUGGCAGGCCCCGUCGUGAGCGAAAAGACGAAGACUGCAACCGGCUUCGGCAUUUCAACUCUUGUGGAAUGGGUUCUGAAAUGCUCCACCUGACCUACCGGGGCAGCCUGGACUCAACAGUGUCUGAGAAACGGGGCAAUCUAUAGUGGGUGAUGUGAUGGGUAAAAAGGGCAUUAGAUGAAUAAAAAUGGAUGCCGUGAGCUGAGGAAUUGGUUGUUUCCAAUAUCGUUUCACUAAAUUAUGGCUGUUUCUUAAACAUUAGUAAUUCUGUGCUUGGUAGUUAGUACACUAUUGUGAUAUAAAUAUAAUAUCAGUACCGAUCGCCUAUUGUGACCCCCAAAAGUUGGUCUGUUGGUAAGAUAAUGAUCUGUUGGUCUGUUGCUUCAAUCAUACGAAUCCCUGCUGUAGCAAUAUGCAGCACAGCAGGCAGGU
Diospyros lotus (date-plum) is the source of this 2221-nucleotide messenger RNA. Its product is annotated as leucine aminopeptidase 2, chloroplastic-like. Gene Ontology annotation, cellular component: cytoplasm. The record is from RefSeq and is a predicted model, not a curated record. Gene Ontology annotation, biological process: proteolysis. NCBI's taxonomy places the organism in Eukaryota, Viridiplantae, Streptophyta, Magnoliopsida, Ericales, Ebenaceae. The transcript has 11 exons. The coding region runs from base 311 to 1882 and encodes 523 amino acids. Gene Ontology annotation, molecular function: manganese ion binding; metalloaminopeptidase activity.